GUGAGCGGCAAACCAUAGAGCGACGGGAAGGAAGGGCCGAGGAGGAGGAGGGCGGCGGCUUGGAUUACGGGUCCUUCUUUGGGCCAAGCGCCUUCACAGUCGUUUGUUGUCGGUAUCCCCCUUUUUUUCUCCGGGGGUUGUGCCGGCUUGGCCAUGCCUCGCUAUGCCCAGCUGGUGAUGGGGCCUGCGGGGAGCGGGAAGAGCACCUACUGCUCCAUCAUGGUCCAGCACUGCGAGACCCUCAACCGUUCGGUGCAGGUGGUGAACCUCGAUCCGGCAGCGGAGCACUUCGACUACGACGUCAUGGCGGAUAUCCGAGAGUUGAUUGAGGUGGACGAUGUCAUGGAAGACGACUCCCUGCGGUUCGGCCCCAACGGCGGCUUAGUUUUUUGCAUGGAAUAUUUUGCAAACAAUUUCGAUUGGCUGGAAGAAUGCCUCGGUCAUGUGGAAGACGAUUACAUUCUGUUCGAUUGCCCAGGUCAGAUUGAACUCUACACUCACUUGCCUGUGAUGAAAACACUUGUAGAGAAGCUGCAACAGUGGGAAUUCCAUGUCUGUGGUGUUUUCCUUGUCGAUUCUCAGUUCAUGGUGGAAUCUUUUAAGUUUAUUUCUGGUGCGAUGGCAGCUCUUAGCGCUAUGGUUUCCUUAGAGAUUCCGCAGGUCAACGUCAUGUCCAAGAUGGAUUUGCUGAGCAAGAGAGCGAAAAGCGAGAUCGAAAAAUAUCUGGAUCCUGACAUGUAUUCUGCCUUGGACGAUUCCACAGAUAUGCUCAAAAGCCGGCAGUUUAAGAAAUUAACCAAAGCUAUCUGUGGCUUGAUCGACGAUUACAGCAUGGUUCGCUUCCUGCCACUGGAUCGCUCCGACGAGGAGAGCAUCAACAUCGUCCUGCAGCACAUUGAUUUCGCCAUUCAAUACGGGGAAGACCUGGAAUUUAAGGAGCCAAAGGAAACAGAAGAAGAUAAAUCUUCGGCUUUUGACGAAUUCUUCCAGGAGGGAGUGGAUGAAUGACAGUUUUCGAUUCCAUUUCAAAUGCACAAGAAAAGGUGUCGCGUUUUUCCAUGCUGCAUUUCAAAAUUCACAAACUGUUGGGAGCAAUCGAAGAACACGGUUCUUUUUACCCACAAGGGGUUUAACCUUAAAAAAAACAAGAACAUGGAUCGCGCCGCAAAGUUUUAUUUUUGGAAGACCUUAACGUCUGCAUUGUAAGAAAUAAAUUAUUGUGUUUCGUU
This is a messenger RNA of Ahaetulla prasina, 1229 nucleotides long. It is a transcript of the gene GPN3, whose product is annotated as GPN-loop GTPase 3. The transcript has 8 exons. Bases 154 to 1008 code for a protein of 284 amino acids. NCBI's taxonomy places the organism in Eukaryota, Metazoa, Chordata, Lepidosauria, Squamata, Colubridae. The record is from RefSeq and is a predicted model, not a curated record. Gene Ontology annotation, molecular function: GTPase activity.